Messenger RNA from Parastagonospora nodorum SN15, 1188 nucleotides. RefSeq lists its product as hypothetical. The coding region runs from base 1 to 1188 and encodes 395 amino acids. Gene Ontology annotation, biological process: mitochondrial seryl-tRNA aminoacylation. Gene Ontology annotation, molecular function: serine-tRNA ligase activity; ATP binding; tRNA binding. Gene Ontology annotation, cellular component: mitochondrion. The record is from RefSeq and is a predicted model, not a curated record. Lineage: Eukaryota; Fungi; Ascomycota; Dothideomycetes; Pleosporales; Phaeosphaeriaceae. The transcript has a single exon.
AUGAAGGAUACGGAAGGCGAGAAGGUGCCCGUCAAACAUGGAAUUCUGGCUGAGGCGAAGGAGCUCAAAGUGCAGCUUAGUGCGAUUGAGGCACAGGAAGCCACGCUACAAGAAGAGAUCGAAAGCCGGGCUCAAGACUUGCCCAAUCUCAGCAGCACGCACACGCCAGUUGGGACCGAGCCCGAAGUUGUUGGAUACAUCAAUGAAGCUAGGGCACCCGCCGCGUUUCCCUCGGACACAGUUUGGAGAUCACACGUCGAGAUCGGCCAGGAGUUAGGGAUAUUGGACUUUUCCGGCUCAGCGCAGACAUCCGGUUGGGGCUGGUACUUUCUUGUCGGCGAUGGUGCAUUGCUCGAGCAAGCGCUCGUACAAUAUGCUCUAGGCGUUGCCAAACGGAGAGGUUGGAAAGCAGUCGCGCCACCUUCGCUGGUAUACUCGCACAUAGCUUCGGCUUGCGGUUUCCAGCCCCGAGACCAGAACGGCGAGCAGCAGAUUUAUGCGAUCGAACAGUCGGAGAAAGACAAAUCGAAGCCGCAAUUGGCGUUGGCAGGGACUGCGGAGAUUCCUCUCGCAGGCAUGAAGGCAAAUCAGACUAUCGAAGAGUCACAACUUCCGCUCAAGACGGUCGGAGUGAGUCGAUGCUAUCGCGCAGAAGCUGGUGCUAGGGGCGCAGACACCAAGGGUCUCUACCGUGUGCACGAGUUCACCAAAGUCGAAAUGUUCGCUUGGACCAAGCCGCAGCCCGACGAAGAGCAUUUCAGCUCCUCCGCCACAGACGAUUCAGAGGUACUGUUCGAGGAGAUGCUAGGCAUACAGCAGGAAAUUCUUGAAGGUCUUGGUUUACACUGUCGCAUACUAGAAAUGCCAACAACAGACUUGGGUGCCAGCGCGACACGAAAGCGCGACAUUGAGGCUUUCUUCCCGUCCCGAAGAGAGAAGGACGAGGGGUGGGGCGAAGUCACCUCUACGUCGAUGUGCACAGACUAUCAGACUCGGCGAUUGCAUACUCGCACGCGCAUUGCUGGCAAACUUGAGUUCCCGUAUACCCUAAACGGAACUGCUCUUGCAGUGCCCCGCGUUCUUGCGGCGAUACUGGAGAACCAUUGGAAUGAAAAGGAACGCGCUGUGACGAUACCUCCGGUUCUGCGCGUUUUCAUGGACGGCCAGACGACGAUAGAGAAGCAAUAA